This is a messenger RNA of Coccomyxa subellipsoidea C-169, 963 nucleotides long. RefSeq names its product mitogen activated protein kinase. Gene Ontology annotation, biological process: protein phosphorylation. The record is from RefSeq and is a predicted model, not a curated record. Bases 1 to 963 code for a protein of 320 amino acids. Gene Ontology annotation, molecular function: ATP binding; protein kinase activity. The transcript is spliced from 7 exons. NCBI's taxonomy places the organism in Eukaryota, Viridiplantae, Chlorophyta, Trebouxiophyceae, Coccomyxaceae.
AUGCGCGGCGGCGGCAGCGCCGGUGCCGACAGCGGCGCGGCCGCGCGCGCGUCCUCAUCGGGCGGCGGCGGCAGCUCGGCAGUGUCAGCCGCGGAGGACGCGGCAGAGUGGGAGAUCGACGCGUCGGAGAUUGAGCUCGGGCCGCGUAUCGGCAUUGGGUCAUACGGGGAGGUGUUUCGGGGCUCCUGGCGCCACACGGACGUCGCUGUCAAGCGGUUCCUGGAGCAGGAUCUUUCACCGCAGCUCAUGGCGGAGUUCAGGGCUGAGGUGGCGCUGAUGCAGCGGCUGAAGCACCCGAACGUGGUGCUGUUCAUGGGGGCAUGCACGCAGCCGCCCAACCUCUCCAUCGUCACCUCCUUCAUGCCCCGCGGCUCCCUCUUCCGAAUCCUCCACCGGACGCCAAACUUUGUGCUGGACGACCGGAGGAGGAUAAAUAUAGCACUGGACGUGGCCAGGGGCAUGAACUACCUGCAUAGCUGCCGGCCUCCCAUCGUGCACAGGGACCUGAAGUCACCCAAUUUGCUGGUGGACAAGGACUACACCACCAAGGUGUGUGACUUUGGUUUAUCCCGAGUUCGACGGAGCACGUGGCUGUCCUCAAAGAGCCAGGCCGGGACGCCGGAAUGGACAGCGCCUGAACAGAGCUACAAUGAGAAGAGCGACGUGUACAGCUAUGGGGUGGUUCUCUGGGAGCUCUUCACUGGGCAGGUGCCCUGGCACGACAUGAGCGCCAUGCAGGUGGUGGGUGCGGUGGGUUGGGGAAACAUGCGCUUGGAGCUUCCCGAGGCAAUGCACUCCACCAUUGCCAGCCUUAUCAGGCGCACCUGGGCGGACCCAGCAGAGAGGCCCAACUUCAGCGAGAUCAUCGACACCCUCAAACCGCUGCAGCAUGCCAUGGCAGUCUCCGGCGGCUCCACCUCCCUUCCAGUUGUUCGCGACCCCCAGACAGCUGCUGCACCUUGA